GGGGUGCCCACAUCCAAGAUGGCGUCCCCAGGAGCUGGGAGCGGGUGACCGGCGACGGGGAAGCGGCCUGGGUUGGCCCUCAGAUUGCGGGGUCUGGGGGCAUCUCGCCGGGCAAACCCUUGGCCUGCCUACAAGGACUUCCCCCGGCCAGAGCAAUGGCCGCUGAGAACAGCAAGCAGUUUUGGAAGAGGAGCGCUAAGCUGCCGGGGAGCAUUCAGCCUGUAUAUGGAGCACAGCAUCCUCCUCUUGACCCACGGCUCACCAAAAAUUUCAUUAAAGAACGAUCAAAAGUCAACACAGUUCCUCUGAAGAAUAAGAAGGCCUCCAGUUUUCAUGAGUUUGCACGGAAUACCAGUGAUGCUUGGGACAUUGGCGAUGACGAGGAAGAGGACUUUUCCUCACCUUCUUUCCAAACUCUGAACUCAAAAGUUGCUUUGGCAACUGCAGCCCAAGUUCUAGAAAACCACAGCAAGCUGAGAGUAAAACCAGAACGGUCCCAGUCAACGACAUCGGACGUCCCUGCCAACUACAAGGUCAUAAAGUCCAGCAGUGAUGCCCAGCUGUCCAGAAACUCUAGUGAUACAUGCCUGAGGAACCCACUCCACAAACAGCAAUCACUCCCUCUCCGGCCCAUCAUCCCCCUCGUUGCCCGGAUCUCGGAUCAGAACGCUUCUGGGGCCCCCCCAAUGACUGUCCGGGAGAAAACCCGCCUAGAAAAAUUCCGUCAGCUUCUCUCCAGCCAGAACACUGACUUAGAUGAACUGAGGAAGUGUAGCUGGCCAGGGGUUCCCAGGGAGGUUCGACCUAUAACCUGGAGACUCCUGUCGGGCUAUCUCCCAGCAAACACUGAGAGGAGGAAGUUGACCCUGCAGCGGAAGCGGGAGGAAUAUUUUGGCUUCAUUGAACAGUAUUAUGACUCUCGAAACGAGGAACAUCACCAGGAUACCUACAGACAGAUUCACAUUGACAUUCCAAGGACGAAUCCUCUCAUUCCGUUGUUCCAGCAACCACUUGUACAGGAGAUCUUUGAAAGAAUUCUAUUUAUUUGGGCCAUCCGCCACCCUGCCAGUGGGUAUGUCCAGGGAAUUAAUGACCUGGUCACUCCAUUCUUUGUCGUCUUCCUCUCAGAAUAUGUGGAAGAGGAUGUGGAGAACUUUGACGUGACCAACUUGUCUCAAGACAUGCUGCGAAGCAUUGAGGCUGACAGCUUUUGGUGCAUGAGCAAGCUGCUGGAUGGAAUCCAGGAUAACUACACCUUUGCACAACCAGGAAUCCAGAAGAAGGUGAAGGCACUGGAAGAGCUUGUCAGCCGGAUUGAUGAGCAGGUACAUAAUCACUUCAGGAGGUACGAGGUAGAAUACCUGCAGUUUGCCUUCCGCUGGAUGAACAACCUGCUUAUGCGGGAGCUUCCUCUUCGCUGCACCAUCCGCCUGUGGGACACAUAUCAGUCUGAACCAGAAGGGUUCUCCCACUUUCAUCUCUACGUGUGUGCAGCCUUCUUGAUCAAGUGGAGGAAAGAGAUCUUGGAUGAGGAGGAUUUUCAGUAAACAAAAUUUCCACAGAGUGGCUUCACCCAGGCUGGAGUGCAAUGGCGUGAUCUCGGCUCACUGCAACCUCCGCCUCCCAGAUUGAAGCAGUUCUCCUGCCUCAGCCUCCCAAGUAGCUGGGACUACAGGCGGCCACCACAAUGCCUGGCUAAUUUUUGUAUUUUUAGUAGAGAUGGGGUUUCACCAUGUUGGCCAGGCUGGUCCCGAACUCCUUACCUCAAGUGAUUGGCCCACUUCGGCCUCCCAAAGUGCUGGGAUUACAGGCAUGAGCCACUGCGCCCAGCCCAGAGUAGUUAUUACUCAAAAAAAAGUUAUUUCAUAACACAAUGAUAUACAAAUAUUUUAUUUUAUAAGAUACAUAAAUAUAAUGAGAGAAAAGUGAAAGGCUUCCCUCCCAAAGGGUAACCACUGUGAACAGUUUCCCACUUCUCUAAAAUGUUUAUGUGUACAUGUACAUAUACAAAUAUAUUGUUGUGUUUUUUCUUUUACCUAAGUGGGAUCAUACUGUAAAUAUUUUUCCGCAACUGCCUUUUUUAUCCUUUCCAAAAUGUCUUCUUUAUCUUCAUAUACUGAUACAUGUAGACCGGCUUCGCUUGUUUCAAGUGCUGCCUUGCAUCUCAUGAUGCAGAUAAUCCAUGGUUUAUCUCACCAUUCCCAUAUUGCCAGACGCUUUUCUAGUAUCCUUUCUCCACUAUUUGAAGCAAUGAUGCAGUGAAUACCUUUGUACACACAGUAGUGUGACUAUUUCCCUAGGAUAGAGAGUUAGAAGCAGAGUUGCUGGAUGAAAGACCAUGUGCAUUUCUUAUUUUGAUAGAUAUGGUAUGUAUUUGUUAAGAUGAUAUAAACUUGUCUACUGUAACCAAGACCUCAAAAUAACAGUGGCUUAAAACAAGAGAGUUGUUUAUUUCCCUUCAACUAACAGUCUAAGUGUAAGCAGUCCAGGGCUAACAUUAUGGUUUUGGAGUGUUAGGGACUCUGAUUUGUCUUAUUACUCUGCCAUCUUCAACACAUGCUUUAACUUUAUGGUCUAAGAUGAUCACUUCUACUCCUCCAUUCAUAUCCAUUUUCUAAGAAGGAGAGAAGUUUAGAGCAAAACCUAGAAGUUACACCUAUCAUUUUUGUUCACAUCCAGAAUUGGCCAGAACCUAAUCGUAUUGGCCACACAUAGCAGUGAUGUGCAUUGGGCAGUUUUGUGCCCAGCUACACUUCUAGUACUAAAGGAAGAAAUCUCAUAAAGGAUGCACAAGACCUUUACACUGAGAACUGCAGAAUGCUGCUGGAGUAUUUGGAUCAGCUAGGAGCAGGGUUUGUAAGUUAUCAUAGUGUGAGUGGCCACUGGCAUUAGUGCGUUAGCUAUUCACAUUGCUAGUCUGUUUUCCCAUUUGGCUGUUUGCCUUCUUUCUUACUGAUUUGUAGGCAGUCCUUAUGGAUUACAUAUAUUAACCUUUUAUCUUCUAUAGAUGUUAUAAAUAUUUUGUCCGUUUCUUUUUAUUUUUUAUUUUUUUUUUGAGACAGAGUCUCACUCAGUCGCCAGGCUGGAGUGCAGUGGCGCGAUCUGGGCUCCCUGCAACCUCCGCCUCCCAGGUUCAAAUGAUUUUCCUGCCUCAGCCUCCCAAGUAGCUGUGACUACAGGCGUGUGCUACCUUGCCUGGCUAAUUGUUUGUAUUUUUAGUAGAGACAGGUUUCACUGUGUUAGCCAGGAUGGUUUCGAUCUCCUGACCUCGCGAUCCAUCCACCUCAGCCUCCCAAAGUGUGGGAUUACAGGCGUGAGCCACCGCGCCUGGCCUAUAUUUUAACUUUGUCAAAGGAUCACUUGAGCCCAGGAGUUCAAGUCUGCAGCAAGCUAUGAUUGCGUCACUGCACUCCAGCUUGGGUGACAGAGCGAGAUCCUGUCUCAAAAAAAAGUCAUAAUUAUUGUUACAACUAUUUAAAGAAAUAUGCAUGUGAAGAAAAGACUGAAAAUGAAUACUUUAAGAGAGGUAUAUUUGGAUAAGUGAUUAUUUUUCUCUCUUAAAAAUCUUUAUUGUUGUCAUUCCCUAUUUAUGUUUUUAUGUUUUUAAAGAGGCAGGUGUUAGUGGACUAGAGAAUCAGCAGAGGCUUUCAAGGCCUCCUGAGGUGAACUAGGACUGAAAGCUGUGUACUGUUUGGGAGGAAGGAGGCUGGACUCUUUGAGAUGUGUGAGCCAGGAGGAAGGGGCCCCAUUCUAGGCCUUGGUCUCUAAGAAUGGGUUCGCUUGUCUGCUGGUCUACGGUCUGGUAUGAUAUAAAAGUCCUUUCUUGCAUUCCAGGGUCUCCUCAUGCUGCUACAGAACCUACCUACAAUACACUGGGGCAACGAAGAAAUUGGGCUGCUUCUCGCCGAGGCAUACAGACUCAAGUACAUGUUUGCCGAUGCCCCAAAUCACUACCGCCGAUAGGUGCUGUCUCCUCCGGGGACCCAGACUGCCCUCAUCUCUGAUGGCAGUCUGAUCACUGUGGCCACUGUGCGAGCCGUGGACCCCGGCCAGGAACCACUCCUGUUGUACAAAGCUCACACCCGCCACCCAGGUCUUAACUUUCUGGCGUCCACCACUCCAUGUCUCUGGAUGUGUCACUUGGACCACUGUCAGUAUUCCAUGCCGCGUGGAUGGGCCCAGUUCUGGAAGAGGACAGAAAAGGUGGUACAGGGUUGUCUGCCCCUUUAAAAGAAACUGGACAAAGAAGGGGAAGGCUCAGGGUCUCACCUCACAUUGUCCCUACAAGGACAGGCCCCAACUGAUAACUGUUGCUUUUUUUUUUUGUGAACAUAGUUUGAUUUGAUCACAGGUCAAAAACGCCUUAUAUUUUCAAGACUCCUGGCCCCUCUUCCCUCUUCCUGGUUUCCUAGCCCUUCCCCUUCUGCCCCAGUCUGAGCCAGUGAGGGGCAGCUUUUUAAAACCAUUAUUCUAGAUGGAGGAGGCACUGAUGCUUGUAACUCUGGAAAGAGGCCUACACCCAAGGGCUAGGAAUUUUAUUUUUCCUUUUCUCACCAGGUGUCUGCAUGUGUGUGUGGGUGUGAAUGUGUAUACAUGCCCAUCAGCAUUUAGUCACAUGUCUGAAUUUCUGUGUCCAGACGAGCCCCAUCAAACUAGUUGGGAAGGGCCACAGUGACCAAGUGUAUAAGCAUCCCUUGAAGAGGGAUUGGGGCAGGGGAGGCAGAAGGGGCUCUCCAGACCCCUUUUCCAUGAUGACCCACUCCAAGAUAUUAUGUGUAAAUUGUGUUAUUAUGUAUAUGGGUAAAGAUGUACAAAUAUGUCCUCUUUGUAGCAGAUAUGAUUUUAUAUUUAUAAUGUGCAUCAACAUGUGAAAGCAAUCUAGGUCACUAGCACAGAGGAAGUUGCCAGGAAGGUGGCUUCAGCACCUCCAGGUUGGUUCUGGGUGUCCUGCUGUGAGGGGUAGAACGGGAGGCUGCUGGAGUGAGUGGCUGAGCAGCUGGAGCCAUCCCAAGCAUCAGUGUCUCAGAGUCCUCCUCACCCCUUUCUUUACCCCGCCCCCCAACCCCUAGACUUUCCUGGAGCAUCUGCCCUUUGCUCCUAGCAGCCUCCCCAGGAAGGGACUGCAGAGGCGGGCAAGCCCUCUCUAUGUGUUUUUAUCCCCACCUUCCCCGGAAUCUGGGGAGGGCUUUUGUUUUUACAUUUUCAAGUUCAGCAUUGUAUUCGGACAGAAGCUGUGACUGAAUACUCAGUGCCAAGGAAAGGGGCUUCUUGUGUGUCCCUCGGGUUUGGGGCUCUUCUCAGAGAGCAGCACUCCAUAUCCCUUACUGUCACCUUCACUCCCCACACAGCUCAUGAGAUGUGUGACCCCUGUUUGAGUUUUGGUAUUUGGUAGUGGAGGGUGGGGGGAUGGGGGCCAGCAGCUGUCAUCCUCCUGGGAAGCCGAGCAGUGUCCCUGGUGGGUAACACCCUCAAGUCUCUUUGCCAGUGAGGCCCCACCACAUCGGUGUGAGUUAGGUUUCUCAUCUGGAGCUGUUUCUCAGGCAUUCUUCCCGACCCUCUUCCUUUUCCCCUUCGGUGUGCCUCAGUGGUCUCCUUCAUAGAGUGAGAGGGCUUGAGACCCUCCCUCAACCAGACUAAAGAAAGACACUUGUGUUCCCAAGUGGUGGUUUUAUUUUUUUAGUUUUUAUGUUUGUAUGGGAAAUUGUGGAUAAAGUGAAAAGAAUUGUAAAUAAAUGGUGUAUUUCCUCCUCCA
Messenger RNA from Gorilla gorilla gorilla (western lowland gorilla), 5752 nucleotides. It is a transcript of the gene TBC1D22B, whose product is annotated as TBC1 domain family member 22B. Gene Ontology annotation, molecular function: GTPase activator activity. Bases 156 to 1547 code for a protein of 463 amino acids. The transcript is spliced from 13 exons. The record is from RefSeq and is a predicted model, not a curated record. NCBI's taxonomy places the organism in Eukaryota, Metazoa, Chordata, Mammalia, Primates, Hominidae. Gene Ontology annotation, biological process: activation of GTPase activity.